Cladocopium goreaui is the source of this 494-nucleotide messenger RNA. NCBI's taxonomy places the organism in Eukaryota, Dinophyceae, Suessiales, Symbiodiniaceae. The record is from the annotation of a GenBank genome assembly.
AGGACUCGAGUGUGAGCAAUGUCAUGAAAGCCGUAGCCAAUGUGCUGCCGCGCAACUUCAUCAUCCCUGAGGUGAAAGCCAACUUGACGGCAGAGGAGCGCAGUAGCAUCCUUGCACGCUUCCCGGGCCAUUGCUACAAAAAGGUAGCGAAGGUGAUGCUGGGGGAGCCGCCUCAGGACUACAAGACUUUCAUCCAACAGGCCUUACUGAAAGAGAAGAAGGAAGCAGCUGAGGCAGAGUUGGCGCGUAAAAAGGAGGAAGCUGCGCGGAAAAAGGCGCAAGAGGAACAGAGGAAAGCGCGCCAGAAGAAGGAGGAGGCAGCCAAGGCUGAAGGAAAGGAAGGGGAGAAGGAGAAAGAUGAAGCAGGUGAAGCAGAAGGGGAUGCGGCAGAGGAGCUGUACAUGGUGGAGACAGAGGAAGUCGUCGAGGAAGAGGCUGGACAGCUCAUGGUGAAGGUCGAACUGACCGCGGAGGAGAAGAAGUCUGAGGCCUAA